Pecten maximus is the source of this 9754-nucleotide messenger RNA. Its product is annotated as activating signal cointegrator 1 complex subunit 3-like. Gene Ontology annotation, molecular function: nucleic acid binding; ATP hydrolysis activity; ATP binding. The record is from RefSeq and is a predicted model, not a curated record. Lineage: Eukaryota; Metazoa; Mollusca; Bivalvia; Pectinida; Pectinidae.
CGGUGACUGACGAUUGUGAAAGCGAAUCGAAUUCACAGACGGCUACACGAAAUCUAAUAUAUAUGGUAAACCAAUACAACAAAUGAGCAGCCUUCCUCGUUUAACGGGGGCCAUUCGAGCCUUUUCUGGCCUAAGUGCAUCCCCAGAACGUGCAUCUGGCUCUCAGCAGAAUGAUCUGCAACAGAAGCGACACCUAGUGGCAGAGAAACAGAGUAACAGUCAGUCAUGGAACACACUCUGUACUCAGAUCAGGAAGGAGGUAGAUGCUUCAGGGUCGGACAUCAAGGCAGCACUGAGAGACUUGUCUCAGUGUGCCAGGAACAUAGUUGGACAGGAGGCUUCUCUGGAGACUGUGGAAGGGGCAGCAGCUUUCUUGUUCAGCUUGUUCAAGUGUGCCACCAUCGACACAGUGAGCAGCAAAGAGGCUAACAAACUAAGGAACAUCUUUGGACCAUUUCCGGCUACAGCUGCAUCUAAAGCCUGUUCCAUUGUAAGAAAAAUUGUCUCCUGGAUGCCUGAAGACGCAGAAUUGUUGCUAGACAACCAGAUGAGAGAGGAAGCAGAGGGGGAGGCGUCUGUGAAGGAAUUUGGACAGAGUAUAAAAUUUUCGUUACUGAUGCCAUCAACAGAAUGUUUGUCAAGUUCUGAGUCAGAUAGUGAUGAAGCAGAUCAUCGGGACUUGGAUCUGAAAUACUCUGACAACAGACCAGCUCAGCAGACAAUGAAAGGAAACGCAUCACUGUCUACAAGUUCACAAUAUGAUGCUGGAUGGCUGCUGCGCGAGGUCUCUAAGUACUACCCGACCGGUGACUCGGCCUUGGGAAUGACUACAGAGGAUAUUAGUUCUACUAUUUUUGAUGUUCUGAUCUCAUCCAAGACGGACCCAGAACUACAGAACGAUUUGUUUGAACUAUUGGGAUUCGAUCGAUUUGAGCUGAUAGAAACUUUACUGCAGAACAGAGAUGGGGUCAUACAAAGCUCCUUGACCACUGACCCCUCAACCAGACCCAAUGGUGCACGGAAAAAAGGUGAUGGCGGAAACAAACCUGCAUAUGGCUGCCAAGUAACUGUCCAGACUGAACAGGAGAAGAAACUGAUGAAACAGCUGAGGAAGGAUGAGAAGCGUUUUGACAAGAAGGGAGGUUGGCAGGAAGAGGAGGGAGACAUGGCUGGCUUUAAUCCUCAGGAGCUUCGAAGUCAAAGGGAGGCCGCCCUGAAGUCAGCUACAAUGACCCCGCUCUUUUCUGACCGGUCCUUCCAGCCGCGGGCCAGGGAGAAGUACCCCAAUGUGUAUGAUGCUAUGGAGGAGGCUCGGCAGUCCUCAGCCUAUGUGGGAGGGGUCAAGUUGGUGCUUCCGGAUUCCUUCAAACGGUCAACAUACAAACUCUACGAGGAGGUCUACAUCCCGCACACAGAGGCCACAUCUCUCACCGUCGGAGACCAGAGAGUUCCGAUUGCGGAUCUUGAUGAGGUUGCACAAAUAGCCUUUAGGGGCACAACAGCCCUUAAUCGUAUCCAGUCCUUGGUGUUUGAGGCGGCCUACAAAACCAACGAGAACCUGUUGAUUUGUGCGCCAACAGGUGCUGGUAAAACAAAUAUCGCCAUGUUGACCAUUCUCCAUGAAAUCAAGCAGCACAUCUCUCAAGGAGUUAUCAAAAAGGAUGAGUUCAAGAUAGUGUAUGUAGCCCCUAUGAAGGCGCUGGCUGCUGAGAUGGUAAGGAACUUUGGAAAUCGGCUUGACUCCCUGGGAAUUACUGUUCGAGAACUCACUGGAGAUAUGCAGCUUACCAAGGCAGAGAUACUGAAAACACAGAUGUUAGUGACGACCCCAGAGAAGUGGGACGUGGUGACAAGGAAGAGUACAGGAGAUGUGGCCCUGGCUCAGCUUGUCAAACUGAUCAUCAUUGACGAGGUGCACCUUCUCCAUGACGACCGAGGAGCUGUCAUAGAGAGUCUGGUAGCUAGGACAAUUCGACAGGUGGAGAGUUCUCAGAACAUGAUCCGAAUCAUUGGCCUGUCUGCCACAUUGCCAAACUAUCUAGAUGUGGCUCGUUUCCUCCAUGUCAAUCCUUACCUCGGACUCUUCUUCUUCGAUGGCCGCUUUAGACCUGUACCUCUUGGUCAGACCUUCGUAGGAAUCAAAUCGACCAACAAAAUGCAACAGUUACAGGACAUGAACACGGUCUGUUAUGAAAAAGUCUUGGAACAAGUCAAAAAAGGUUAUCAGACAAUGGUUUUUGUCCAUGCCCGAAACGAUACUGUCAGGACAGCCAGCGUUCUCAACGAAAUGGCUAAAAAUAAUGGAGACAGUGGAUUCUUUGUGCCAGAUCGCAGUUGUCAGUACGGAGAUGCCCUCAAAAGUAUAAUGCGGUCACGGAACAAACAGCUGAAGGAGAUGUUCCCAGAUGGGUUUGGAUGUCACCAUGCGGGUAUGCUUCGACAGGACCGUAACUUGGUGGAGCGGUACUUUGCCCAGGGCUUCAUCAAGUGUCUUGUGUGUACUGCUACUCUUGCUUGGGGAGUCAACCUUCCUGCACAUGCUGUCAUCAUCAAGGGAACCCAACUUUAUGACGCUAAGAAGGGGUCAUUUGUGGAUUUGGGUAUACUGGAUGUGAUGCAGAUUUUCGGUCGAGCUGGACGUCCCCAGUUUGACAAGUUUGGACACGGAACCAUCAUCACAGCCCAUGACAAACUGUCUCAUUACCUAUCUCUGAUGACUAGACAGAACCCCAUAGAGAGUCAGUUCUGUGUCAGUCUCACAGACAAUCUUAAUGCAGAGGUUGCUCUAGGAACAGUAACCAAUGUGGAGGAGGCGGUCAAGUGGCUGAGCUAUACAUACCUGUACGUACGAAUGAAGUGUAACCCUCUGGUAUAUGGCAUCAACUACAACACGAUCGAGACUGACCCCAUGUUGGAGAAACAUCGUCGUGACCUCAUUACAGAUGCGGGUAGAAAACUAGACAAAGCUCGCAUGAUCAGAUUUGAUGAGAGAACCAGCUAUUUUUCCUCUACAGACCUGGGUAGAAUAGCCAGCCACUUCUACAUCAAGUAUGACACCGUGGAGGUAAUCAAUGAAAAUCUGAAAUCACUGAUGACAGAGGCUGAUGUGUUUGCUAUGGUGUCUAAGUCCCAGGAGUUUGACCAGAUCAAGGUACGAGAAGAUGAGAUGAAUGAGCUGGACAACCUGUUGAGUGACACAUGUGUGAUGCAGGUACAGGGAGGUGUGGAGAACACUCACGGCAAGGUCAACAUUCUCAUGCAGGUGUAUGUGUCACGCAUGAAUAUCGAAAGUUUCUCGCUCAUCUCAGACCAGGCCUACGUAGCUCAGAAUUCAGCACGUAUUGUUCGGGCCCUGUUUGAGGUAUGUUUGAAGAAUGGUUGGCCUGUUAUGGCAAGCAGACUACUAAAUCUUUGUAAAACCCUGGACAAACGACUUUGGGGAUUUGAGCAUCCCUUAAGACAGUUCCCAAACCUCACCCGGGAAAUACUCGAGAAACUGGAGGCCCGCAAACUCACAGUGGACAGACUCAAGGAUAUGGAUCCAAAAGAAAUAGGCCAUAUGGUGCACCACAUACGUAUGGGGCCUGUCAUCAAGAAGUGUGUGAACCAGAUCCCAGCCUUAGACUUGGAUGCCACAAUACAACCAAUCACACGUACUGUACUCAGAGUGAGGCUGUCCAUCGAUCCUGUCUUCCAAUGGGAUGACAAGGUACAUGGAACCAGUGCAGAGUCAUUCUGGGUCUGGGUAGAGGACCCAGAGAACAACCACAUAUACCACUCAGAGCGUUUCCUCCUCCACAAAAAGAUGGUGAAGGCUAAUGAGACCCAGACACUGGUCUUUACAAUCCCUAUAUUUGAACCUCUGCCUAGUCAGUACUACGUCAAGGCUGUGUCCGAGAGAUGGCUUGGAUCCGAGUCCAUGUGUGCUAUCUCCUUCCAACACCUUAUCCUUCCGGAGAAGCAUCCGCCUCACACAGAGUUAUUGGACUUGCAGCCUCUGCCUGUCACAGCCUUCAAUGACCCCCAGAUAGAGACACUGUACAAGUUUACACACUUUAACCCGAUCCAGACCCAAAUCUUCCACGUCCUCUACCACACCGACUGUAAUGUCCUGCUUGGAGCACCCACUGGCUCUGGUAAAACUGUCGCCGCGGAGAUGGCCAUCUUUAGGGUCUUCAAAGAAUACCCAAAGGCAAAGGCAGUGUACAUUGCGCCACUGAAAGCUCUCGUGCGAGAGAGAAUGGAUGACUGGAAGGUCCGAAUCCAACAGAAGCUUGGCAAAAAGGUGGUAGAACUGACUGGUGAUGUGACUCCUGAUAUGAGGGCAGUGGCCAAUGCUGACCUCAUAGUGACCACACCCGAGAAAUGGGAUGGGGUCAGUCGGAGCUGGCAGACGAGGAACUACGUCAAAGCAGUGGCUGUCUUGAUCAUUGAUGAGAUUCACUUACUGGGGGAUGAGAGAGGGCCAGUUCUGGAGGUGAUUGUGUCACGUACAAACUUCAUCUCAUCUCACACCUCCAAACCUGUAAGGGUCGUUGGUCUGUCAACAGCAUUGGCCAACGCAAGGGACCUGGCAGACUGGCUGGGCAUCAAACAGAUGGGGCUGUACAACUUCCGUCCCUCUGUAAGACCCGUCCCGCUGGAAGUACACAUCAACGGCUUCCCUGGACAACACUACUGUCCCCGAAUGGCCACCAUGAACAAGCCAACUUUCCAAGCUAUCAAGUCCCAUUCACCGGAGAAGCCAGCACUGGUCUUUGUAUCGUCACGGCGACAGACACGAUUGACCGCCCUCGAUCUCAUUGCCUUCUUAGCAGCGGAAGAAAAUCCAAAACAAUGGCUGCACAUGCCUGAAAUGGAGAUGGAGAACUUGAUAUGUGGGAUUCGGGAGACGAACCUGAAGCUGACGUUGGCAUUUGGAAUAGGAAUCCAUCAUGCAGGUCUCCAGGAACGUGACAGGAAAUCAGUAGAAGAGCUGUUUGUGAACCAGAAAAUACAGGUUUUGAUUGCCACUAGCACUCUUGCCUGGGGUGUCAAUUUCCCUGCCCAUCUAGUCGUUGUCAAGGGAACAGAGUUCUUUGAUGGAAAGACAAGAAGAUAUGUUGACUUUCCCAUCACCGAUGUGCUACAGAUGAUGGGGCGGGCUGGACGUCCCCAAUUUGACGACCAGGGUGUGGCUGUCAUUCUUGUCCAUGAUAAGAAACAUUUCUACAAAAAGUUUCUCUACGAACCGUUCCCUGUGGAAUCAAACCUACUAGAUGUACUACCGGACCAUCUGAACGCUGAGAUUGUAGCAGGGACGAUCACCUCCAAACAGGACGCCAUGGACUACAUCACCUGGACCUACUUCUUCCGGAGGCUGGUCAUGAAUCCAAGUUACUAUAACCUAGACGAUACAGACUAUGACAGCAUUAACAAGUUCCUGUCCGGCCUGGUGGAGAAGGCUCUGUUUGAGCUGGAGUCUUCUUAUUGUUUGGAGAUUGGCGAGGACAACUUGUCCAUCAUGCCCCAGACUCUGGGCCGUAUCUCGUCCUACUACUAUCUCAACCACAACUCUGUACGAAAGUUCCGAGACUCUUUGAAGGCUGAGUGCACCAUCUACGAACUUGUAGAAAUUCUGUCGAGCGCAGAGGAAUAUGCACAGCUUCCGGUGCGGCACAAUGAAGACCAAAUUAACAGUGAACUGGCAACCAAGGUACCACUUGCGGUGAAUCCCCAUACCUAUGACUCCUCCCACACGAAGACAUGUCUCCUUCUCCAGGCCCACUUCGGUCAAAUCUCGCUUCCCUCAUCUGAUUACAACACGGACACAAAGUCUGUCCUGGACCAGGCCAUCCGUAUACUACAGGCCAUGCUGGACAUCUCUGCUGACCAAGGCUGGUUAGUGACCUCCCUACGCAUUACUAUCCUCAUCCAGAUGGUCAUUCAAGGUCGAUGGUCAACCGACAGUGCUCUCCUGACUCUACAACACAUGACACCAUACCACCUUAACUGUCUCAGACCAAAAGGAGGGGAGGGUGCCAAGAGGAAAGGGGUAGCCCUGCCCAGGGGCCCCAUCACAUCUCUCCCAGAGCUGUUAGCUGCAUGUGAUGGACGGUAUGAGAUGCUUCUUGCCAUGUUGGACGGAGAAAUGGACAGAAUGCAGAUCGAUCAGAUUUAUACUGUGAUAGGAAAGUUACCUCAGAUCCAAGUGAACCUUUCCAUAAAGGGUUGGUGGGAAGGAGGUGAAGGACAACACGAUAUCCGGAUCCACAACUCUAAAGAUGGUGGGCGUCGCCCAGACAGUGACUGGAUAAAAGUACAUGCCGACCAGGAAUACGUGAUACACAUUGACCUCGUCAGGGUUAACAAGACAAAGAGAAAUGACAGUAAGGCCCAAACGCCAAGAUUUCCCAAACCCAAGGACGAGGGCUGGUUCCUUGUGAUAGGAGAAAUAGAGAACAGGGAGGUCAUUGCCCUCAAGCGGACAGGGUAUGUUCGUGGACGCUCCCGUCAACAGUUAGCCGUGUACACUCCGGAGACAACAGGACGUGUCAUCUAUACACUGUAUCUAAUGAGUGACUCGUACCUCGGCCUUGAUCAGCAGUACGAUAUCUGUCUGGAGGUGAUUCCACCUAGUAUAGAGUCUCAGGUCAACACAGAAUUAGUCGGCGAACUGAACGACUUAGAUUUUGAUGACAAUUGAUUCGGUAGUCGACCUAUGGUAUACCUUUCUUACUGUGAUUGGUGCAAAUAAAUGUCAUUGACCAGCGUAUCUCUCUAGAGGGGGUCCCAUUCAAGACUGAAAUUCAGAUUUAAGUGGUCAUCAAGUCAGACAAGAGAUGGAUUUGAUGAGACAAAUAAUUAAAUCCAUUCAUUUUAGACUUACAAAGAGCUUUAAGCAAUGAUAUAAUUCUAUAGAUACACAUACUGUAUCAAAGAUCUGUAUGACUUUAGAAUGGUAGAAUGUUCAUUGCAUCUGGCUUGAGAAUUAAUAUUGGUUUGUGUUACUGAAAGUCUAAUGACAAAUAGUGAAGCUGUAUGUUCCAAUGCAGGUUGUGCUGAUCGGGAAAUCAUCAUAUGGAUGUCGAUGGUUUGGGAGUUACAGAUAUACAGGACACUGUAGACAAACGAAAGGCUAACGGUUUACAAUGAUUGACGAUUCAUUGUUUAUGAACCAGUAUUUGCCUAUAAAGGCCAGUGUUCUGUGCUUUAAAGCGACCUUUGUAGAAGGUUUUACUAUAUAACUUGUACCUUUAUGCAGCAUCUUGGCAAUGGCAGGUAAACUGAUAAUCAGACGAGUAUCUAUGUGAUUUAUAUGAGCUAGAGUAGAUGUCUGGGCAACACAUGUACGGAAGGUUAUAUGCCAUUGGUUCUGACGUGCUGGUGUGCUGGCUGUAAGGCGAAAAGACGGCAAGAUUACUUGAUCCUGUCCCAAAUAUGGGCACGCAAUUUCAGUACAUGCUGAUCGGCGUAAAUUCCUGCCGGUUAGGAAACACCAGCACACCGGCAAACAAGAUGGCGAUGUGUUCAACUAAAAGAUUAGAUUAAGAGAAGUUAUAGAAUUUCAACUUAAUUGUUUUGAGCCUGUCAGGCUAUUUUAGUCAUAUAUAUUGCAAAUAAGUUGAUUUUGAAUGUUCUGCAGUGUUCAAUAUUUACAGUGCUUUAGAAAUAUGUUUAUUCAUAUAUAAAUAGAAGAAAAUAAUUAAAAUAAACAUGUUUUGGUCUAUGUCAGCCAUAUUGCAACUGAGCCGCUUUGCUUGAAUAUAUGUGCCAGUGGCAAGCUCAAAAUUGGCAAACGGCACAAACAGCAAGCUAGAAUCAAGUUCACCCAUAAACUUUGUACAAAUAUUGAUAUUACAAUGAUAAAUUAUAUUAAUUUUACAGAAAAAAAUGUAAAAAGGUUUCAGUUGUGAAGGUUGUAAUUUUAGUUGAUUAGAAAAUAUUUCUGAAAAAUAAAGUUGUACAUUAAUUGGGAGAGAUGAAUAAAAAUUGUCUACUUCACUUCUAUGAAGAUUCAAAGUCUUUUCACAUUGCUCUAUUAAACUUAUAGAUAUUUGUUUCCUAGCUAUUAUAAACUCUGUGAUAAGAUCAUGUUGGAAUAACUGAAAAUAUGUUUUUAUAUGUUACCAAUGUAAAAUGGAAAACUAUAAAUCAAUCUUGCUGUUCUAAAAACAAGAAUUUUCAAAAUAUUCAAAUUGCAAUUUAUACUGUAUCUAGUUACAGAUAGAAUAAUUUUUAGUCAGGGACUGAUGAUUGAAGUGGACUUGUUGGAACAUAUUUAUUUAUGUUAUAUUUAUGUGAUUGGCUCUGAUUCAGAAGUGGUAUCAGUUUCUAAGCUGUUGUUAGUGAUAGCAAAUUGUAUUGGCAUCCACCAUUGUUUUUUAUCAAUGACUUGUUGAAAUUCUAUCAUAGUGUUGUUUGUCUUUGGGAUUUGCAGGUCAACUUGAAAUUUUAUUCUCGGAUAAUAGGCCUAUAUAUCUAAAUUUCAUGAUUAUGAUUAAAAUUCUUUUAUUAUCAAAUAAAAAUGGUACGUGUAAAUCAAAACAAUGUAGUUCACACGUAAUUAAAUAUUGAUGGUAUAGAUAUGAUUCGUGGUAUUAAUUGUCUACUUGAUCAGUCAGAAGACCUGCAGCAGUGCUAGCCCUCAGCUUCUGUGUUAUGGAAUAAUAAAAACAAGUACAAUACAAUUUAAACGGCUAUAUCUUUUUUGCUGCAUCUUCUAUCAUAUUUGGAAAGUUUUUUAUUCAUAAAAUACAUCAAUAUACAGUACUGUUUUUUUCUGUAUUUAAAAAAAACAACUUUCUUAACUAUAAACAUUCUUGGUACAAAAUAUGUUAAGAAUCCUUUUUCAUUCUUUGUUAUUGCAAAUGUUUUUGUGGAGUAUUUGUUAUAAAAUCAUAGAUAAUAAUACAGGUGUAGUAGAGACACAUUAGUCCUGAUUCCAGGGGUAGAAGUAUUGUUUGGAUUACAGGUACAUGUAGGUCAGUAAAUGAAUGGUCUAGCUGUUAACCAAUCUUUUACCUUAUUUCAGAGAUAAUUGCUAUUUGAUCAUGACCUUGUAUGGUUCAGAGGUAAUCGAUAUUUGACCUUGUCGUAUGGUUCAGAGGUAAUCGAUAUUUGACCUUGUCGUAUGGUUCAGAGGUAAUCGAUAUUUGACCUUGUCGUAUGGUUCAGAGGUAAUCGAUAUUUGACCUUGUCGUAUGGUUCAGAGGUAAUCGAUAUUUGACCUUGUCGUAUGGUUCAGAGGUAAUCAAUAUUCAACCUUGUCGUAUGGUUCAGAGGUAAUCAAUAUUCAACCUUGUUGUAUGGUUCAGAUGUAAUCGAUAUUUGACCUUGUCGUACAUGUAAAGUUAAGAGGUAAUUGAUAUUUGACCUUGUCAUAUGGUUCAGAGAUAAUGGAUAUUUGACCUUGUCAUAUGGUUUAGAGAAAAUUGAUAUUUGAUCUUGUCAUAUGGUUUAGAGAUAAUUUAUAUUUGAUCAUGACUUUGUCGUAUGUUUCAGAGAUAAUUGAUAUUUGACCUUGUCAUAUGGUUCAGAGAUAACUGACCUUGUCGUAUGGUUCAGAGAUUAUUGAUAUUUGAUUAUGACCUUGUCCUAUGGUUCAGAGGUAAUUGAAAUUUUACCAUGUCGUAUGGUUUGGAUGAAAUUAAUAUGUUCAUAGUAAGCAUAUUUUUAAUAUUAAGUGCUUUCUGAGAAAGGUGAUGUAUGUUUGUGAAGCUUAAUAGUGUGUAUGUACCAUACGAGGCAAUAAAGUCGCAACCAAAUUCAGAAA